Messenger RNA from Salvia miltiorrhiza (redroot sage), 2610 nucleotides. RefSeq names its product pentatricopeptide repeat-containing protein At2g41080. Gene Ontology annotation, molecular function: RNA binding; zinc ion binding; protein binding. Gene Ontology annotation, biological process: RNA modification. The transcript has a single exon. Bases 473 to 2485 code for a protein of 670 amino acids. The record is from RefSeq and is a predicted model, not a curated record. NCBI's taxonomy places the organism in Eukaryota, Viridiplantae, Streptophyta, Magnoliopsida, Lamiales, Lamiaceae.
UUUGCAAACAAAUGCCAAAUAUUUAUAAUAUUUUGUAAUUGAGGCUUUCCUAAUUGUAUAUAGACAUCCGCAUGGACUGAAAAGAUGAUGUGAAUACCGGUAUUUACUAAAAUACGGAAGGGAAUAAUUAAAUAACAUCGUUUUAGUGAGCAAUUAAGCACAAAAUUGAUAAGAUCCAAAUAUUUUUAGUCCACACGAGUGUUCACGUCAUCUCUUGGAUUCACCCGAGUGUUAAACGAUCGUUAAGUCGGAGUGGCUAAUUGUACGAAAUUAAAGAUUUUAGUUAAACCGACCUCCAUCAUUGGGUGUUAGACGUGAUAGGGUCUCUAUGUUAAGGACGUAUUUGAUACUUAAUCAUUUAACUUAUUUUGGUGUUAAAAUUGAUGCAUAAUAUCGACUAAAGCUGUUACAAGCAGCAAUUGGCGCUCAUUUCAAACUACGUUAAAUAUGAGAGCAAUCUAUACUGGCGAUUAUGGGAAAAUCAUGCUCCAAGCCUCUACAUUUCCGGCUCCUUUCCUUUCAAAUCACACGUACCCACUCUUUGAGCACCGCCGCCGCCGCCACAGCUGCUGCGCCGGACUCCUUCAUUGCGUUGUGCAGGCAAGGCCACCUCAAGCAAGCCUCCACCGGCCACUUCUCGCUCAUUUCGUCAGACCCGCCUCUUGUCUCCCACCUCCUCAAAGCAUGCGUCAACACCCGCUCUCUUCCGGCGGCCCAACAGCUCCACUCCAUCAUCACCACCAGCGGCUGGUCCAAAAUCAAGUUCGUAUCCAACCACCUCAUGAACGCCUACGCCAAAUUGUGCCGCCUGGAGACCGCGCUCAAGGUGUUCGACAAAAUGCCCCAAAGAAACGUCAUGUCUUAUAACAUCGUGAUCGGGGGGCACAUACAGAAUGGGGAGCUUGGCGCGGCUGUUGAGGUGUUUAAGGGAAUGGGUGAGAGAAAUUCGGCAACUUGGAACGCGAUCAUAACCGGGAUGAUCAAGAAUGAGCUCAACGAGGAGGGGUUGAGGUUGUUUGCUCGAAUGCACUCCGAUGGGUUCUUAUCCGACGCGUAUACGCUGGCGAGUGUGCUGAGGGGAUGUGCAGGAUUGAGAGAUUUGAUCAAGGGGGAGCAGGUGCACGGUUAUGCCAUGAGAUUAGGUCUAGAGCUCGAUUUGGUUGUUGGGAACUCCACGGCUCAUAUGUAUAUGAGGUGUGGCUGUUUGAUCAUGGCCGAGAGAGUGAUUCAAUGUAUGCCGCUUUGCAACAUAGUUCUUUGCAAUACACUCAUUGCCGGCCUUGUGCAGAAUGGUUGCGCCUCAGCUGCACUCGAGACUUACUACUUGAUGAAAAGGGCCGGAUUCCAUCCCGACGAUAUCACAUUUGUGAGUGUGGUCACUUCGUGUUCUGAGCUUUCAACUCUUGGGCAGGGACAGCAAAUUCAUGCUGAGGUGGUGAAAGCAGGGGCGACGUCAGAUGCUGCUGUUAUUACCUCGUUAGUCAGCAUGUACUCGCGGUGUGGCUGCUUGGAUGAUGCUGUGAGGGCUUUUGGGGAGAGGGGUGGAGACGCUGCAGGUGAUCGUGUGCUGCUGACUUCGAUGAUUGCUGCUUAUGGAUUUCAUGGGAAAGGAAACGAGGCCAUCGAGCUAUUUGAAAGGAUGGAGCUUGAAGGGCUGCAGGCCAACAAAGUCACUUUCUUGAGCCUGUUGUAUUCAUGUAGUCACUGUGGGUUAAAAGAUAAGGGGCUUGAGCUUUUCGAUCUGAUGAUUCAGAAAUACGGAUUGGAACCCGAAGUGAAACACUACACCUGUGUGGUCGAUCUCCUCAGCCGAGCAGGCUGUCUGGAGGAAGCAGAACGUUUCAUCAGAUCCAUGCCUGUGAAGCCCGAUGCUGUCACGUGGAAAACUCUUCUGUCGGGUUGCAAAACACAUAAAAACGCGGGCAUGGCAAAGAGAAUAGCCGAGGAGGUCUUGAGAAUCGAUCCUCUAGACUCAGCCUCAUACGUGCUCCUCUCAAACGUCCAAGCGACUGCUGACAGAUGGCAGGAGGCCUGCAGGGUUAGGAAACGAAUGAAGGCGAUGAUGGUGAAGAAAGAGCCAGGGAUCAGCUGGUAUGAACUGAGGAAUGAGGUUCACCAUUUCACAAUGGGUGAUAAAUCUCAUCCACAAUCAGAAGAGAUUGGCUCAUACUUGAAACAAGUGAUGGCUGAACUGAGAUCACAUGGCUAUGUGCCCGACACCAGAGCUUCCCUGCACGAUAUGGAUGUGGAGGAGAAGGAGCAUAACUUGGCACACCACAGUGAGAAACUGGCUGUUGCGUUUGCUCUAAAGAACGCGCCCGACGGGCUCCCGAUUAGGGUAAUGAAGAAUCUGCGUGUGUGUGAUGACUGUCAUGUGGCUAUGAAGUAUAUAUCCAUGGUGAAAAAGAGGGAGAUCAUUUUGAGGGAUACCAGCAGAUUUCAUCAUUUCAGUAAUGGGCAUUGCUCUUGUGGUGACUUCUGGUGAGAUAACUGAAACCCUUUUUUUUCCAUCACGCUUAAAUAUAUUCCAUUAUUUAUUAUGUAAAUUUAGGCUGCAACUGAUUUCUCAUAUGAUUAUGUAUGUGGAAUAUAAUGAUUCAUUGGUAGCAA